This is a messenger RNA of Gymnogyps californianus (California condor), 4494 nucleotides long. It is a transcript of the gene STK31, whose product is annotated as serine/threonine kinase 31. Lineage: Eukaryota; Metazoa; Chordata; Aves; Accipitriformes; Cathartidae. The record is from RefSeq and is a predicted model, not a curated record. Gene Ontology annotation, biological process: protein phosphorylation. The transcript has 23 exons. Gene Ontology annotation, molecular function: protein kinase activity; ATP binding. Bases 12 to 2948 code for a protein of 978 amino acids.
AAUCUGUUGUCAUGGAUGGAGACACAGAAUAUGACAAAGUUGAAGAUGUUGUGGGCUGCCACAUUGAAGAUGCUGUAACAUUUUGGGCACAGAAUGUCAGUAGAUGUCAUGACCUCUUGAAAUUAAGUUGUGCGCUGGCAGAAGCUUGUCCUCGGGCUAAUGCAGUUUUUGGCAAACCUGAUUUUAGUAAGAUUUAUGGUGGGUGUUUUUCUGAAGAUAGAUGUUGGUACAGAUGUAUGGUACAGCAAGUGAUCAACAGUGAAAAGUGUCAGGUAUUGUACAUUGACUAUGGAAAUUCUGAGGUUCUGAAUAGAUCAGAUAUAGUUGAAAUUCCACCAAACUUGCAAUGUCCGAGUGUUGCCAAGAAGUAUACACUCUGGGGACUGCAGAUACCAACUGAUCAGAACUUAAACAUGUUUGACCAGGGCAAGAAGUUCUUGAGCAGCCUAGUUUUUGAAAAAGAAAUAAAAAUACGUCACAAAGCCAAGCACGAAGAUGGUACCAUUAUUGCCCAGGCAGAAUAUGAAAAAAUAGAUAUUGGAGAAGAGGUCGCCAAGGCAGGGUUUGCUGAAAAAUGCACAUCUCCAGGAAGCACUAAAGAUGCAGAAGAGAGAAAAGUAGAUGUCGUGCAAAACCAACAUCGGAAGAUAAAAGUUUCAGUUCCACUGUGGAUAAACAGGUCCGAUGACACACUGUACAGCGCCCCAAGAGGGUGCUUUGACCAAGUAGCUGCCAGCACAAGGAAUCAGAAUUUUACUGGAAACCGUACGUUUACCCCAAAGGAAAAAAUGCUAGCUUCUACCUCAGUGCCAGACACCAGCUUGGCACAAAUAAGACCAGAUCAGAAGCUGUCUGAAGAGAAAGAAAUUCUCAGAAGAGAGAAUGUAAAUCUGUUGCAGAGGCAGAAGGAACUAGAACUGAAGGUUCAACAGCUGAAACGUGAACUUCAGAGAGAGAAGGAAGCAUCCAGGAAAACUGCUGAAAGUUUUGAGGAAACCCUGCGUACUUACAUUGGAACGAAAAUGGGAAGUUUGGCUGCUAAGGUGAAGGCAUUGAAAGAAGUUAGGCACACAAAUAAGAACAGUCGUUUUGGGGAGCAGCUCUCACAAGCCAUAAAAGUGGUUACAGAAGGAUGUCUCACUAUUCCGUGUUCCUUGGAAAAAUUGCAGAAGAUUUGGACAGAGUAUGACUUGGCUCAAGAGAGGAUUCAGUUAUGCAGAAAUGUGGAUGAAAGAGAUGAAUUGAUUACCAAGAGAGAUGACGUGCAGCAGAACUUGUAUUCAGCAGUGGAAGAAUUAAUUUUGGAAGUGGAUCAACUGCCCCUCUCUGAGCGCUCAAGAACAUUACAGGAACUGUCUACUUCUCUGGAGAUGGUGUAUGGUCAAGGUUCUGAAGCAGAUGACUCUGAGGAGGUAUUUCAACAGUUCUUUAAGUGGAAGAGUGUUAAAAUGAAGAAAUUAAUUUGUGUCAGAAAUGACACGGACAGAGCUCUGCAAAUUCUUGCUGGCUGGUUCAGUGACAUCUUAAAGUGUUUUGACCUGAUGUCAGAAGCAUCUUCAGAUUUAGAGGAAGUGGUUGGCAAUGCAGAUGAAAUUCUCAAAAAGGUUGAGUUGGCUAUUUGUGAAGAACUGGAUACUGACUUAAAUGAGCAUGAUGAAGCAGAGAAGGGAAUAAUUAUGAGUGCUUACAGUAAAGUUAUACGUAAAGUUUGUCAGGAGCAAAGUAUAAUCACUGUCAUACAGAACAGAUACUUGGCCAGUGUUGAGUUCAGAAAACAGGCUGAGGAAUGGCUGAAUAGGAGACCCGAUCUUAACAACUUAUUAUCAAUUAAGAAAACUGUGAAAAGUUUAAAGGCCCAGUUAAGGUGGAAGCUGGUUGAAAAGAACAACUUUGAGGAAUCUGAUGAUUACAGUGAGUUUGAAAUGACAAGAAUAAAAGAGGAAAUUGCUGAUCUGCGAAACAAGGUUCUUCAGGAAAUAUCCAAGGAACAAGAAGAAUAUGAGAAGCUUACUUAUUUGGUACAGAAAUGGUUCCCUGAGUUACCACUUCUUUAUCCAGAAGCAGGAAUUCUGAACUAUAUGAACUCUGGCGGACUUCUGACACGCAGCCUGGAGCGAGACCUUCUGGAUGCUGAGCCCAUGAAGGAACUGAGCACGAAGCGACCUUUAGUGUGUUCAGAAAUUCAGGGCCAGAAGGUUCUUUUAAAGGGCUACUCUGUAGAUGUAAGCUCGGAAGCCAAAGUGAUAGAAAGAGUUGCCAAAUAUCACAGAGCUUGGGAUCAACAGAAGGAGAACUCUGGAUUACUACAACUGUUGUUCCUUCUUUUCUGCAAGUCUGAUCCUUUGGUAUAUUUAAUGGUCCCGUACUACCCAGGAGCAAGUCUGGGCGCUUUACAGGCUCAUACACCUUUAACUUUAGAAGAGGCAUUAAAAGUGAUGAAGGGAGUGGCCCAAGGUCUACAAACGUUGCAUAGAGCUAAUAUAGUACAUGGAUCUCUGCAUGGAAAUAAUGUUUUUGCUGUGAAUCGAAAACAAGGAGUCGUUGGAGACUUUGAUUUCACAAAAUCAGAGGAGCAACGUGCUGCUGCAAACACUAUGGUUGUCAGUACCCUGAGCUUAGUUUCUCCUGAACUGAAAAUGGGACAGCCAGCUUCUCCAGCCUCUGACAUGUAUGCUUAUGGCUGCCUUCUGUUCUGGCUUUGCAUUCAAAACCAGGAGUUUGGCAUAAAAGAAGAUGGAACACCUGAGGUGGAUGUGGUUGUCAUGGAAGAUAAAGUUAAAUCUCUUCUCCUGAAUUUGUUCUGCUGUAACAGACUGACCGCUGAGCAGGUGCUGAGGCAUGAUUGCUUCCUCAUAGUUGAUGCGGUUCCAGUUUCACCACAACAAGGUGAAGAGCAUGAGCCAUGUGAAGAACAUGAUUCUGAGAAGACAGGUGAAAAAAAAAUGUGAUUAACUGAGGAGAAUGGAGCAAACCAUACUCAAUAGAUGAGGAACUUUUCCAUCAGGUGUUUGAUUGAGACUUCUGUUUUUGUUUGGUUUUGAAAUCAUUGUCCUGAUCUGAAAUCUCAAAAUAUAAGAGGUUUGGUAGGUGCAGUGAUGUUUUGUGAUUACACAAUCUUCACUGCAUUUUCUUUUAAGUACAUUCUAUUCUAAGUAAGUGUUCAGGGGUAUAAGUGUGGUGUUACUGAUUGUGUUCUUAGUUCAUCAGCCUUUUUCUUUGUCUGUUAUAUAGGCUUUAAAUUUACAGAGAGUAGUCUUGUUAGAUGCCAGAGAUCUUUUAAGAUGAAGCUUUAGUGACUUGUUUUUGUAUCCAGUUUUCUAUCCCUCUUCUUGCUGUGAUUCCUUAUAACAUGUUCCUCUUAAAGAUGCUCUAGGGUAUUACCUUUUUGCUGGAGGUUUUUUGCUAUUGCAUAGCCAAGAUGUUCCUACAGCAACUGCCUUCAAGAUUUAAGGGGAAAAAAAAAAAAAGUACUGCUUUGACAACUGGUAAAGGAAAUGGAGAGCAGCCUGCCUCUUUUCUAUCUUUCUGCAUUUGAAAAAUGCAGUUGGCUUUCUAGAGAGCAAGCAUCCUUCUAGUUGCUCCUUUGCAGUGCGGCUGCCAACCAAAAUACUAUACACACGCAUUUGCAAAAACUACUGCUUAUUUGCUCUACGUAAGCAUGUGUGUAUAUCAUCUGUUCUUAAACGUUGUUCGCAAUAGCUAUAAAGGUGUGAUUUUUCAUGAGCGGGUUUGUUUGCCUGCAACACUUUGCUGUUAAUGUUACCAUUGAAAGAGUUUUGUCAGCUCUUUAUUUUUACAGGAAAUUGUUGCUUAUCUUUAUGAAGGUUUUCCUUUCUUCUCAGAAAGAAACAAGUCAAAAUGUGCAGAGUUGCUGUAGCAGUUUAUUUAGCCUCUGGGUGUUGCUCUUGGACAGCGCUGUUGGCAGACUAGUAUUUUGUAGAGGAAUUAUUGAAGCUGCAUGUUGUCGGAUGAAGAAUGCAGUAUGUAAUGGGCAAGAACCAGCACCAGGGGAAUUGGGGAGCCCUCAGGUACAAUAAUACAGUCCACAGUGGAUAGAAGAUACCACCCUGGCAGAUCCACUUCUGAUAUUAGACUUGGUUUUCCAUCCUUAAACCAAUUAGUUGUUUUAUAUGGAGUAGCAUGUAAGAUGCCUUAUCCUUUUUUCAUUAAAUGAUAAUGAUUUUUUAAUUUCUUUAAUGUGUAUGUAACCAAUGAUAGCAAAACCUUUGUUAAAAAUAUUUUUUUAUGUAGAAUUUUUGGUUAAUGUGAAAUAUUUUCAUUACUGAAAUCACAGAAUAAUAAUACCUUGUUUUUAUCAAUGAAAAUAAACAGUUUAGCGAUUUUGUGGGAUGCUUUCCAAAUACUGAUUGCAGUCUUUCACUGUUAAAAAAAGGCUAACUUUAAUUAAUGUUAAACACUGAAUAGAGGUUAGAAGACUAACCUGAUGGUUUGUGUUGUGCUGUCAUGUGUAUUAGAAUAAAUUUUUGCCCAGUU